AUGGAGCUGUUUGCUCCAUCGAACUCAUCGACGGCUGCUGCCGUUACGUUUAUUACUUUCGUUCAAGACCUCAAAAAGAAAACCAAAGCAUGGGGUCCGAUGAUAGAGCUCUGUGCCAGCGGAGAGAAGACAUUGGAGCGAUUUAGAUACCAGUUCCCGGAUGACUGGCUAUAUAGCGAUCAACUUAGAGGGGAAUGGAGUGCCUACAAUGAAAUAUUGAAGAGGAAGAAUGAUUCUAUUCAGGAGCAACUUGCGGGUCUCCAGCUCAAAAUAAUAGCAGAAGACAAGAUUGUUGAAGGAAGAAUCGGUGAUAUUCUGCAAGAAUGGGAGAUCACUCGUCCUGUUCAGGGUAACAUCCGCGCGGACAUGGCGAUGAACACCAUAAAUGUCUUCGAGGGCAAACUGAAUCGCGUCAAAGAGGAAUAUGAUCUUCUUUGCCGCGCAAAAGAAGCAUUGGACCUGGAAUUGACUAGACAUACACGUCUGGAACCCGUGUUUGAGGAGUUACGCGAUUUGAAGGCCGUAUGGACUGCAUUAUCGGGUAUUUGGAACCAGAUCAGCGAGUUGCGGGAGAUGGCGUGGGCCACGGUUCAGCCCCGGAAGCUGAGGCAGCAGAUUGAUGCACUGCUCAGUUCUACUAAGGAGAUGCCGACAAGGAUGAGGCAGUACGCAGCAUUUGAAUAUGUGCAAGACAUCCUUCGAGGUCUCCUCAAGUCGAAUACUCUUGUGUCCGACCUAAAAUCAGAAGCUUUGAAGGACCGCCAUUGGAAGCAACUGUUCAAGGUCCUGAGACUAGGGUCAUCGGUCAGCUUGAAUUUGAUGACCCUUGGCCAUGUUUACGAUCUGGACCUCAAAGGAAACGAGGGCGUCAUCAAGGAGGUCAUUGUACAAGCUCAAGGAGAGAUGGCCCUCGAAGAGUACAUCAAACAAGUGAAGGAAGUUUGGACGAAUUAUACUCUUGAUCUCGUCAACUAUCAGAACAAGUGCAGACUCAUCAGGGGGUGGGAUGAUUUGUUCAACAAGUGCAGCGAGAAUCUCAAUUCUCUGACGGCGAUGAAAUUGUCCCCGUAUUACAAAGUUUUUGAGGAAGAAGCGUCGUCUUGGGAAGAUAAACUGAGCAGAAUCAACGUGCUUUUCGGCGAGUUCAAGUUAAUGAUGCUGAAACGAAUAUGA
Molecule: messenger RNA, 1173 nt
Organism: Marasmius oreades (fairy-ring Marasmius)
Lineage: Eukaryota; Fungi; Basidiomycota; Agaricomycetes; Agaricales; Marasmiaceae
Exons: 8
Coding region: 1-1173 (390 amino acids)
Biological process (GO): microtubule-based movement
Cellular component (GO): dynein complex
Molecular function (GO): dynein light intermediate chain binding; dynein intermediate chain binding; minus-end-directed microtubule motor activity
Source: RefSeq, a predicted model, not a curated record